Molecule: messenger RNA, 393 nt
Organism: Staurois parvus
Lineage: Eukaryota; Metazoa; Chordata; Amphibia; Anura; Ranidae
Source: the annotation of a GenBank genome assembly
GCAAGGUGGAAAGAAGUAGAUGAAGACAGCGUAUAUAGUGUGUUUGUUUCCUACAUUGAAAUCUACAAUAACUACAUCUAUGAUCUUUUGGAAGAGGUGCCUAUAGAUCCCAUCAAACCAAAAUGGAACACGCCGGGAAAGAAUGCAGAGUUUAUACCCCCACAGUCUAAGAUCUUACGGGAAAGACCAGAACCACAACAUGUAUGUUGCUGGGUGCACAGAAGUUUGAAGUUAAAACCACAGAAGAGGCAUUCGAUGUGUUUUGGAAAGGCCAAAAGAGGAGGAGAAUAGCGAACACUCAAUUGAAUCGUGAGUCUAGCCGCUCCCAUAGUGUCUUCAUAAUAAAGUUAGCACAAGCCCCACUGGAUGCGGAUGGGGAUAAUGUGCUGCAGG